Caenorhabditis elegans is the source of this 886-nucleotide messenger RNA. RefSeq names its product Ribosome biogenesis protein NOP53 (gene sld-2). NCBI's taxonomy places the organism in Eukaryota, Metazoa, Nematoda, Chromadorea, Rhabditida, Rhabditidae. The transcript is spliced from 6 exons. The record is from RefSeq and is marked reviewed. The coding region runs from base 18 to 767 and encodes 249 amino acids.
UUUUCAGCCCGAACGUAAUGGAAGAGUGGAAAACGUCUUUCCGAGAGAUUUAUGGAAGAUCACCAACGGCAGGAGAUAUUUCUGUAGCUCCGAAUCAUAUUAAAGCUAUACUUCAAUCUGAAAAGAAGGAGAAUGACGAGAAAAUCGAAGAGAAGCAAGCGAAACGUGGAGUGAAGCGGAAGAAUUUCGAAAUGAAAAUGAUGGAAGGCGAGCAAUUCAGCCCUAUCAAAAAACGAGUUAAUCUUAAUCAGCUCGGCUCGGAAAAUGAUAAAAAUCCAAUUCCACUGAGAUCUUCACCCAGAAAGAAAAUGAUUGCGAUCGAAGUUUUGCCGGAAAAGAGCAUGGUGUCGCCUAAAAAGAAGCCAGUGGGAUCAGUUCCGUUCGAAUUCGACGACUUUUCCCCUGUGAAGUCAUACUCCGCGAGCACAUCAAAAUCUGCCGUUAAAUCUACGCUAACACCGAUCAAAUCUCCAACAAAACGCGCUUACCAGAGACCAUUGAGGGAUCUCAAAAUGCUUCUCUUACCAACGCCGGAAAAGGGUCAAGAAGUUGAAGGUCCGGUUGAAGAAUUCGAUGAUGAGACAAACGAAGAUGUUGCCAAAGCACGUUCCUACAAUCCAGCAGCCAGAAAACUCGGCGGUUCAUCAAAAAGCGAUCAAAACUUCCAGAAAAUCAAUCUGAGAAAGAAGCAAUUCGUUCGCGGAAAAGUUACCGCAGAGCAGAAGCGAAAGUUGAAGAGAAAACAAAUGUUCAAGAAGAAGUACUGAAUAUUCUAAUUUGUCUAGAAUUUCAUUUUUACAUUAUUAUUAUUCGGAUUUUUAUGUAUUUUAUUUUAUCAUUCACUUAUCGGGUUUUUCAAAAACCGCAAUAAAAGUUUUAAAGUUUU